This is a messenger RNA of Bursaphelenchus okinawaensis, 2296 nucleotides long. The record is from the annotation of a GenBank genome assembly. NCBI's taxonomy places the organism in Eukaryota, Metazoa, Nematoda, Chromadorea, Rhabditida, Aphelenchoididae.
AUGGCAGCGGAAAUGUCACAUUCGGCUUCGAUGCCUGUCAUCAGUGUGUCACAGGUGAGUACUGUAUUUUUUUGAAAAAAUUUUUGAAUUUUUUAGGAUAAGCAUGGGGGUAGGGCUAAAAUAGAAAAAAAAAGAUUAGUUCACCAGUAAGCUAGUCUAGGCUUGGGCUUGUGCUCACAAAUAAGCUUAAACUCAGGUUUUGACUUUGGUUUAAGCUAGCUAGGUUAUAUGUACUUUAAGUUUAAGAUACUCUAGGCCAUGCGUAAGGUUUAGAUUUUGGUUAAGCCGAGGCUAACUUUGUGCUAAUGCUAGCUAGGGCUGUGGGCUAGGGCUGUGGGCUAGGGCUGUGGGCUAGGGCUCUGGGCUAGGGCUCUGGGCUAGGGCUCUGGGCUAGGGCUCUGGGCUAGGGCUCUGGGCUAGGGCUCUGGGCUAGGGCUGUGGGCUAGGGCUGUGGGCUAGGGCUCUGGGCUAGGGCUAGGGCUCGGGGCUAGGGCUCUGGGCUAGGGCUCUGGGUUAGGGCUCUGGGCUAGGGCUCUGGGCUAGGGCUCUGGGCUAGGGCUCUGGGCUAGGGCUCUGGGCUAGGGCUAGGGCUCUGGGCUAGGGCUUUGGGCUAGGGCUCUGGGCUAGGGCUUUGGGCUAGGGCUCUGGGCUAGGGCUCUGGGCUAGGGCGCUGGGUUAGGGGCUCUGAGCUAGGACUCUGGGGAACACUUUUUUUGACCUUUAUACACGCUUAAACGUGUUCGCACGCUUUAUUUAUAAAACUAAACAUUUAAAAAGCAAGAAAAACACGUUACUAGGGAGAGAAACAAGGAAACAAUAUUUUGUUCUUUGUCCAAAUGCCUUAUUUCUUAAUAUUUAGUGCUUAUUUCAAUUAAAAUCGUUUUAGUCUAUCAAAAAUAUAUCUAAAUUCUAGACUACUUAAUUAAGAGCCACCUAAAUUUUAAUUUAUAUCUUGGUAAUGAAGAUUAAAAGAGCUGUUUUGUUUUGUUUUCCUUGCUUUUACAAUAACAAAAAGACAAAAAAUGGUGUAAGUUUUAAAAAUUAAAUUAAACUUUUUGAAACUUCGAACGACAACUCGUAUUUUACAAAAAAAAUGUCAUUUUGAAUUAUUAGGUGCCGACAUAAAGAACCCGCCACUUUUUACAGGAAAGUACAGGCAACAUAUGGCGGGUUCUUUAUGUCGGGGCCUAAUAUCUAAUCUAAAAACUAAAAGAAAACAUGUUGUCUACAAGGGCGGGCGGGGGCUUUUGGUCUGGGGGCGGGGGUCGAAAAAGUCCACAGGGGGGGGGGGGACCACGUUCAACUUUUUUCGAAAUUUUUUUUCCCGGUGGGGUUUUAAGAGCUCUAAACUAUCCUUUCUAAACCCACAACCCUAGCUUAUUUUUAACCUUUAAAUCUGAAAGUUUUUAAAAUUAAAAAAAUUUUUUUUUAUUUUUAAAUUUUUUAACUGCUCCUUUCAGCCCUCCCACGGUAACCACCCCACGCACAGUGUGUCGACGGCACAUUUCCCAAAAAUCGACGAAUUUCCUUUACCGGCGAGCAAAUCACAGCUGGGCGAUUGGAAGGAAGAGGAUGAUGGAUGUGACGAAGCUCAAGACAUUGACUUUACUACUGAACAGGAGAUCCUUAAAAAACGUAAGAGAUAUAAAAAAUGGCAUGGGUUUUGGUUUUUUAGUUUUUUUUCUUUUUAAAAUUACUUUAAGUAACAAAAAUUUUUAAGUUUAGGUAACAAAAAAAAAUUUUUUUGAUUUUUAACUAAUGAAAAGUAACAGAAACUCAAAAAAAAAAUGAUUUUUUUUUAAAUUUUCAAUUGAUGAAAAAUAGCAGAAACCCAAAAAAUUAGAAGUUUAGGUAACAAAAAUAUUUUUUUUUUAUUUUUAACUAAUGAAAAAUAGCAAAAUUCAAAAAAAAAACAUUUUUUAAGUAACAAAAAUACAAUUUUUUGAAUUUUAACUGUUGAAAAAUAGCAAAAAACUUGAAAAAGUAAUUUUUAGGUAACAAAAAUUUAAUUUUUUUUAUUUUUACUUAAUGAAAAAAAGCAGAAACCCAAAAAAUAGAAGUUUAGGUAACAAAUUUUUCAAAACUUCAAUUUUUAGCCAAAAAACUUCAAAAAAUCUUCCAAAACAGUGACACUUUGCAAGUAGAUGGAUCUUUGACCCACGGUUCCUCCAAAUCCUCAAUGUUAGACGACGCCGAAAUGAACGAGGAUGAUACAAUAAACGCAUUAGACGAAUUGGACAAAGAGGAUAUGGAAGAUUACACUAAUCAACAACAAGCAGUUGACAGCAAUAACUAA